Molecule: messenger RNA, 664 nt
Organism: Chironomus riparius
Lineage: Eukaryota; Metazoa; Arthropoda; Insecta; Diptera; Chironomidae
Source: the annotation of a GenBank genome assembly
AUGAAUACGGUGUGAAUAUUAAAAAAUCAACAUCAACAAAGUCAUGUCGUUAAAAAUAUUAAAAUUGCCUCAAUUGCCAGAGAAGCUUAAAGGAACAAUCGUAGAACGAUGGAUCAACUACUGGAAAGGCCUUGGACGUGAUUAUAAAGAAGUCGGAAAGGAUACUUUAAAGUUCAUGAAGGCAAAUCCAGUAAAGUCGUCAAUCUAUGGAUCAAUCGGACUAUCUUCAUAUAUCAGCUAUAAAACAAACCCAACGUUUGAACAAUAUACUGAUCAAUUAAGAACAGCACAAAAUCUUAUUGGAAUGGUUUUUCCUGAAUCGCAGAAUCCAAAAACUUUAGGAUAUUUAAGAUAUAUGGAACACUGUAGAAACGAGGAGAGAAUUAGAAUAUCAUCAUUUGCUCUGUUUUCAUUCAUUUGGGUUCAUGACAAUUCCAAUCAUUUAUCAACUGCCGAUGCUAAAUGUGACUACUUAAAGCCUACAUAUUCGUCCAUGUACGAUAGAAUUGUUGAUUUUGGAUUCUAUGGUACGUACUGGAACCUGAAGAAGCAAAUGGAAAAUUACGAUGUUAAUUUAUAACAAUUUUUAUUUAAUUAAAAUUAGAUUAUAUAUAGCAAUUAUAAAAUGCUUUAACUACUCAAUAGCUUCUGUAGCUUUAAUAUC